CGUUUCCGCUUGGCGCCGGCUGGAAGAUUGACUCUUGAGUGUCGUGAGAGGUCAGAUUGCUGUCAGUUAGGGAAAGUAUGCCAGCCCCCACUAGUGGAGGUGGAGUCGAUCUCCACGAAAGUAGAGAUUCACUCCAAACACAGACAUGGCCCACGGACAUGGGCAUGAACAUGGCCAUAGCAAACUGGAACUUCCAGAUUAUAGACAAUGGAAGAUAGAAGGGACGCCAUUAGAAACUGUCCAGGAGAGGCUGGCUGCACGAGGGCUAAGGGACCCAUGGGGCCGCAAUGAAGCUUGGAGAUACAUGGGUGGCUUUGCACACAAUGUUUCCUUUGUUGGUGCAUUAUUAAAAGGAUUCAAAUGGGGAUUUGCAGCAUUUGUGGUAGCUGUAGGGGCUGAAUAUUACCUGGAGUCCAAGAAUAAAGAGAAGAAGCAUCACUGAAGAUACUACCUGGAAGUAUCUUAAAGGCUUCUUAACUCUCUUAUAAAAAUAAGCUUUUUCAAUGUAGCCUACUCUGUGUGUUUUUCCCUUAAAAAAUACAAGUAAGAUUUAAUAAAGUAAGAAUGCAUGUGCUA
This is a messenger RNA of Lutra lutra (Eurasian river otter), 576 nucleotides long. It is a transcript of the gene NDUFB3, whose product is annotated as NADH:ubiquinone oxidoreductase subunit B3. The coding region runs from base 146 to 442 and encodes 98 amino acids. Gene Ontology annotation, biological process: mitochondrial respiratory chain complex I assembly; electron transport chain. The transcript has 4 exons. The record is from RefSeq and is a predicted model, not a curated record. Gene Ontology annotation, cellular component: mitochondrion. Lineage: Eukaryota; Metazoa; Chordata; Mammalia; Carnivora; Mustelidae.